Plasmodium vivax (malaria parasite P. vivax) is the source of this 1547-nucleotide messenger RNA. RefSeq lists its product as hypothetical. Bases 447 to 1547 code for a protein of 366 amino acids. The transcript has a single exon. Gene Ontology annotation, molecular function: fatty-acyl-CoA binding; protein binding. Lineage: Eukaryota; Apicomplexa; Aconoidasida; Haemosporida; Plasmodiidae. The record is from RefSeq and is a predicted model, not a curated record.
AAUGUAAUGUCAUAUAAGGUAAUAAAAAAAAAAAAAGCGAAGUAGAGCUCACCCUAACAUAGCACAGCACAGCACUGCGAAUAGGGCGGACGGACGGACGAGCGUGCCCGACCUAAUCGCGAUACCUUGCUUUGCUCCUUUUCCCCAAAAUAUAAGGCCACGUGGAUGGAAGCGAAACGAAUUUGUUAAUGAACUUGCGAAAGGGGAAGGGGGAAGAAGAACCCUAAGAGGGCACGCCCAGAGCAAUUAGCCACCCACGUAGUAGGUGGGCUUACUUACGCAUUGUGCUGACCCCCCCGUCGGCGGCAUGCCUAUAAAAUGGGCUGCUCACCUAUUGCAGGCAUUUUAGAGCGCCACAUGGGGGGGGCCUCUCUCUUCCUCUCCGGAAAGUGAAAAACCCGCUUCUGCUGCAACGAUAGGAGAGGCCGCGACACACCACGCCCAAGAUGCUUCGAAGCCUCAACGGAAAAACGCUGCUGCUCGCGAACGUCGCAUCAGCAUGCAUAAUUCUAUACGCCCUGCGGAGGUACUGCCCCGAGCAGACGAACAGGAUUUUCAACCAAAUUGAGGGGGUGGCAAAAUGGCUGCUCAAAACGCCGCAACAACUGCUGCACAAAUGGCUAGACGAGUGGAGGAAAAAAAAAAAAAAAAAAAUACACCUUCCCGUAGUGGACAAGGACGUAACCAUCCCUUUAAGUGACGACGAGUUGAAUGAAAAAUUCAUUCGGGCGUGCAACGCAGUGAAGGUGCACAAAGGUCAGCUCAAAUUUGAGCAGUGGAUGUACCUGUAUGGCUUGUAUAAGCAGAUAACCUCUGGGGAUGUGAGUCCAGAUGCAGGUCAUUUAGACAAACCGUUGAGCGGAGAGGACAGCAGGGGUGUAGGAACACCCACGAAGAGGAGAAGUGAAGACGGCAGCUUCCUAAUGGAUGCCAAAAUGAGCGCGUGGGGACAUUUCCGCGGAGUUGGGGAAAGGGUGUGCAAGUUUCUCUACGUGCAGUUUGUGGAGGAGGCCCUUCCCCAGGGGAUAGAAGCGGAGGGCUUAACUGUGGCAUUCGAUUUUACCAAGACGAUGAGCAAGAUGAAGCCGCUGGCGGAGGUGCUCACGGGGGUUCCACAGGGGAGUGUCAAUGAGGGUGACCCAUCUAGAGGCGAUGGGGGCUACCCCACUGGCGGGGACAGCGCCGAUCGCACCGGCAACCUGAGUGACCUCCUCUGCAAAAACGUAGUGCAGGCUAACCUGCAGUAUAUAAAGAGUGCCCUAAAAAGUAACCCCUAUUUGGUAAACAAGAGAAACUCAGAUGGACUCUGCGCCCUGCAUUAUGCGUGCGACAGGGGGUACCUAGACAUUGUGAAGGUCUUAAUUGAGCUCGGCGCGGAUGUGAAUGCAGACGACUCUUGCGGAGACACUGCCCUGCACAUUGCCGCCUAUUCAGGUCAGACGGAAAUUAUUAAAUACUUAACCAGCGCGGGCGCUGACGUUAAUAGGAAGAACUCCGAGGGGCUCACGUUUAACAAGAUACUCAGUCAGGAGGCGGAGCUCUACUAG